CCUGUUUCCACGAGAAUGAUUAUUACAGCCAUCGUCCUCGCCUGCAUAUUGACAUGCUUGUAGGUUGUGGUACAGAGCCCCUUGGUGCAGGUCGCAUCGUGGGAGGCACGGAUGCAGAAUUGGGUAGUUGGCCGUGGCAAGUGGCUUUGUUCAUUACAUACAAGAACAACACACAUUUCUGUGGUGGUGGAAUCAUUGAUGAACACUGGAUUCUGACAGCCGCAGACUGUGUAGUACAGGAGAACGAUACCUUAUCUGAGCCGGAAGAUUUGCACGUUAAGAUGGGUGUACUCUCUGUGAUAGAUUUAGAACCACAAGGCUACUCUCGUGAUACGAUUCGAAGACCUAUAAUUGGGACUUAGCAUUGUUGUAUUUAGAUGUGCCUAUUCCGUUUAGUUGUUACGUAUGACCGAUAUGCGUUAUGCAAAAUGACUUUCUCCGACCCUGUUGGGAGGGAAUGUGUUAUCUCGGGAUGGGGAAGUUUUGAGUACAAUGCUGAAAUAUCACAGAUUCUGCAGGAAGUACAACUGACCAUUUUGGAUGCAAACGACUGUUAUGAAUACUUUGUGCAUAAAUAUACCAGCGAGGCAACAGCGUACUCAAUGAUGUGUGCUGGGAAUACUGGUAACUGCACAGGAAUAUGCUUUGGAGAUUCUGGGGGACCAUUAGUUUGUAACAAAAUUGACGGUCGCUGGUACCUGGCAGGAAUUAGUUCAUGGAUGUAUUGUGGAUGUGGCGACUCGAAAUAUUCAUCAGGCUUCUCGCGUGUCACUUCUGCGCAUGCCUGGAUACAAGAAAUUAUUGCGAAUGAUUCGGAGCAAGAAUAGUGGAAAUCUAUAUAUAGAAUUAUUGCAGAAUUUAUCGAAUAUAUAUUAUACGUGUUAGUAUUUGAAUGGAAAUUAAAUGUUAAAUUAUAUUUU
Messenger RNA from Saccoglossus kowalevskii, 920 nucleotides. Its product is annotated as chymotrypsinogen B-like. The record is from RefSeq and is a predicted model, not a curated record. Gene Ontology annotation, molecular function: serine-type endopeptidase activity. Gene Ontology annotation, biological process: proteolysis. NCBI's taxonomy places the organism in Eukaryota, Metazoa, Hemichordata, Enteropneusta, Harrimaniidae.